Messenger RNA from Cololabis saira (Pacific saury), 2352 nucleotides. RefSeq names its product carbonic anhydrase 4-like. Gene Ontology annotation, cellular component: plasma membrane. Lineage: Eukaryota; Metazoa; Chordata; Actinopteri; Beloniformes; Belonidae. Gene Ontology annotation, molecular function: zinc ion binding; carbonate dehydratase activity. The record is from RefSeq and is a predicted model, not a curated record. The transcript is spliced from 17 exons. Bases 73 to 1854 code for a protein of 593 amino acids.
UCCCCCCAAAACUCAUAUUCACGCUCGACGCCUUGGGGACUUGAGGCCUGGACAGAAAGGUUAGUGAAACAGAUGUAUCGUGGGUCCAGGAUGUAUCUCGUCUCCUUAGUUCUGUGCCUGGCUUUGAGUGCUUUGGUAAGAUGCACAAGUGAUUGGUGUUACAAGGGCUGUGAACACACCCCAUCCCACUGGAAAGACAUGCAUGGAAAUGUUUGUGGAGGAACCAAGCAGUCUCCUAUUAAUAUACACACCAGCAGUGUUAAGACUAAUUCUGAUCUCCACAAUUUUACCUUGACCAAUUUCACCUCUGAGCAGGCAGUCAAGUCCAUCCUAUUCAAUGGACAUGCAGUGAAAUGUAUUUUGAAAGAUGGUGAAAUUGAAGUGAGUGGAGGUGGUCUCAAUGGAACGUACUCUGCUCUUCAGUUUCACUUUCACUGGGGUCAAACAGAUUAUACGACCCAUCCGGGCUCAGAGCACACAGUUGACGGACACAGGUACCCCAUGGAGAUGCACAUUGUCACUGUGAAGAAAGGUCUCUCUGUUUCAGAGGCCACGCAGAAACCAGACGGACUUGCUGUUCUUGGGUUUUUCAUAAAUGCAACUGAGGAAUUUGAAGAUGCAAAAAUGUCGGAACAGUGGACACAUCUCACUGAUUACCUGCCAGAGAUUAUAGCGAAACCCGACGGGGUUCCAGUGACCAAGAACAUCUCUAUUGAAAAGCUGAUUGGUCAUGUAAACCUCACAAAGUUUUACAGAUACAUGGGCUCACUGACCACCCCAAACUGCAACGAGUCGGUCGUGUGGACGGUCUUUCACGAGCCAAUCCAAGUCAAGAAAGAUCUGAUUCCGAAGUUUCCCUCUCUGACAAACAAACCAGACGUCUAUCGACCCUCACAAGACCUUCAUGGGCGUCAGGUGUAUGCGUCCCCGGCAACUCCUCUACCCAGUCACUCGUGGUGCUAUGACGAUCACUGCGAGCACAGCCCGUCUCACUGGGUCCUUCUGGCUGACUCCCAUUGCGGUGGCCAAAGGCAGUCCCCCAUCGACAUUGAUACACAUGACGUUACGUUGAAUGAAAGUCUCGGACCCUUCACUUUUACAAAGUUUGAUGACAAGCAUGCUAUCAAGUAUAUAACCAACACGGGCCACUCAGUGAAGUGUGUACUGAAGGACGAUUUGGUGGAAGUGUCCGGGGGAGGUUUGGGGCACGUCUACUCCACCCUUCAGUUCCACUUUCAUUGGGGUUCUGGAUCAGGGGACUCCAAGGGCUCAGAGCACACCAUGGAUACAAAAAGAUACCCAAUGGAGAUGCACAUCGUCAACAAGAGGAAGGAUUUAACCCUGGCCGAAGCUUUAAAGGUUCACGAUGGCCUGGCAGUACUGGGAUUCUUCAUCGAGGCUCCACUCUCAAGCAAAAGCGGCUCACACGGUUCAGAGGAUCAUGCAGCGACAAACCCCACCUCAAGUCCAUCAUCUAACAUGGACGCCUGGAAAAAAUUCACACAAUACCUUUCAGUAGUUGAAAGCAUCAACUCAAAAGCUGUCUUCACGGAUGAGAUCUCAAUUGACGAUUUGCUCGGAAACGUGAACCGCCGGUCAUACUUCCGCUACAAUGGGUCUCUUACCACCCCCACAUGCAACGAGGCCGUGGUUUGGACGGUCUUUAAAGAGUCUGUUAAGGUGGAUCCCUACCUGAUGUCGACGUUCCCAACACAUACAGGUUAUCGUGACGUGUUUCGGCCCUCACAGUCUCGUCAUUCCAGAGUUAUCUUCACCACCAAAUCUGCGUCAAGUGUUUCUGGACCCGUCAUGUUUUAUCAGCUGCUCGCGUGUCUCUGUGCCCUUUUAAGAUGAUUUUAACUCUGAACUACUGUGAAAAAUAUUUAUUGCACUAUUUAUCCAUCUUCAAAUGCUAGCAAAAUACUUGUAAAGUGGUGUUUCUUCUUCAGUGAUCCUGGCACUCUUGUCAUGAAAUUAUCAUUAAGUUGAUCACGUACCUUCUGAAAACGCUAACCGUGAAUGUUGAUGACAAAUAAUAAUAAAACAUGACUUUGAACUUGUGUGGAGCGUGGAAAUGGGAGUAGUAUUUCUAGAGUGGUUUUUUACCAUAUUAAGCAAACAAUAUGCAAUUUAUGUUCAUGUUUUGUUAUUUUGUUUGUACAAUACAUGAAAUGAAGAUAUGUCAGACAAAAAUAAAAUACUGUAAAUAUUAUUCAGACCUUAGUGAUGUGGGAAGAGCAUCUUUUGUUCUGUAAUAUGGUAUCAGGCUCAAAUACAUGUCUGUUGUUCUGACUUUGUAUCUAUAAUCUUAUUUUAUUUGUAAAAAAUAAAUAUGGCAAUGUGCAAUUUUAA